Molecule: messenger RNA, 1252 nt
Organism: Moneuplotes crassus
Lineage: Eukaryota; Ciliophora; Spirotrichea; Euplotida; Euplotidae
Source: the annotation of a GenBank genome assembly
AUGACACAGAAUAUUUCAGCAUUAAAAACAAACGGAAUAAUGGGAGGACUUAUUAUUGGUAGCACCAUAGUAGGAAUCCUUCUGAAGAUUAUUUCAAGGUAUACAGUGGAUGGGAAGCAAUUUAAACAUCCAUAUUUCAUUACAAUGACCUUCUUUUUGGGAGAAGCUCUUUGUUUGCUCUUCUACCAUUUGGACCCAAGGAAGAACACUGAGAAGGAAAGAGCCUUAUCUAAGGGCUUAAGAGUGAACAGCUCUCCAUUCUUGUUCAUUAUUCCAGCUUUACUCGAUGCACUUAGAAAUCUUUUGUUCAUCAUUGGAGUCAUGUUCGUACCAGCCAGCGUCAGCAAUAUGAUGGGUGCACUCGUUGUUGUGCUUACCACAAUACUUGUCAGAAUAUUUUUGAAGAAGAAAUACCAUAGACAUCACUUACUCGGACUUAUCUGAAUCUCAGUUGGAGUUUCCUUUGUUGUAGUGGCCCAGUUCACUAAUCCUAGUCGUUCGAAGGACCAGCAUUCUCAUCAUGAACUCAUUAUUGGAAUCACGUCUAUAGUUAUUUCAGUCUUGAUCCAAGCUGUACAAUUUAUUAUCGAAGAAAAGCUCCUCUCAAACGUGUAUGUUAGUGCUAGAAGAAUUACAGGAUGGGAAGGAAUCUGGGGUCUUCUAUUCUUCAUUAUCUUCCUAAGCAUUGCUCAGAACGUUCAGUGAGACAACCACUUGUGCCAUAACGGAGUCCUUGAGGAUACUGUAUUGGCCUUUACUCAGGCAGCUCACUCUCCAUUCAUAUUGAUCAGUUUGUUGCUUCUUGCUGUCUUCGGAUGUCUUCUGAAUACUUUUGGUAUAAUGAUUACCAAGUUUGCUUCCUCAGCUCAUAGAGCCACAAUAAGCCAAGUGAAGGUCGUACUCAUCUGGAUCUUCUUUCUACUAUACUCUGGAUACGGAACAGGAGAAGACUUCCUCGUUUUGCAAUUCAUUGGCUUCAUAGUACUAGUAUCAGGGGUGAUCAUAUUCAAUGAAAUAUUGGAGAUUCCAAUAUUAGGUCUCAAUAGAAACACCAAAAAGUCCAAGGACUUGAGAGAUGCAUCCAUCACUACUAAAUCCGUCUGGAUGCUGAAUGAAGACAUCUCUCAUGACGGAGAUAUGACUCUAGUAGAAUCCCAUCCAUUAUCUGUGGAUUCUAAGGCAUCAAUAUAUCAUAACGUGCUUGCUAGCACGAGGUCGUACGAUACCUCAAUCUAAUUAAUCUAACCUAAUC